UUGGAGUUGUUUACACCAUCCCAUAUAAAAAAUGACAGGAAUACUGAGUCUCUUUGGGUACUCCUUCAGAAACAAAAACGAGCCAAACUAGGGAGAUCAUUAAUGCGGAAAUGAAUGAAUGCUAGUUUAUGAGAAUUAGAUCUGGUAAGCUUACACAGAGGAAGUUGCUUGCUAAUUCAAUGGUCAAAAUAGACUUCAUUUGACCUCCAAAUUAAUAAAUAACUCAACAGUUGUUUAAAGUAGGUGCUCUCCAUCCUCCAUCAUCCUUUAUGAGACAACCUAGUUGACAUUACUGAGUCGUUUUUUGAAGAAGGAAACAGCAAGAGCUAUGGCUCCAUUUGUCAUGCAUAAAGAAGUGCCAUUACUGAUAAUCCUAUUAUGCUCCACACUUACACAUUCCAGCAAUGUCACUGAUCAGCAAGCUUUGAUAUGAUUUAAGGACUCCAUUGUGUAUGAUCCUCACAAUUCAUUACAGACCUGGGAUCCCAAUUACAGCCUCUGUAAUUGGACAGGAAUCCAGUGCAGUAUAGACAGCCAAAGAGUGGUUGUCCUUAACAUCUCAGGUAUGGAUAUACAAGCUCCUAUCUCCCCUUUCCUUGCAAAUAUUUCUUUCCUUGAAGUGCUUGACUUAUCAAAUAAUCAUUUCCAUGGUCCCAUUAUCCCACAAUUGGGAAGUGUGAUUGGGUUGAGGGAGCUUCUGUUAGAUGGAAAUGAGUUGGAAGGUCCAAUUCCAAAAUCUUUAAGUGGCUGCAUCAACCUAACAGUCUUAUCCUUAUCACAUAACCGCUUGAGUGGACCCAUUCCAGCAGAACUAGGAAUGCUCGCAAAAUGUAAAAUACUUGACCUAGGGUUAAACAAUUUCACAGGAAGUAUACCUUCGGAGUUGGGAAACCUUGCCAAAUUGGUCAGUUUGGAUUUAGGGGAAAACAAUCUUUAUGGCACAAUUCCUGGGUCACUCUCCAACUGCACUUUACUCGAACAACUCGUUUUGAAAGUGAACCAACUCGGUGGUCCCAUACCCUCGGAGUUUGGUGCCACGCUCAGCCAUUUGCAGGAAUUACAUCUAUGGGGUAAUAGCCUAGUAGGCAAGAUACCAGUCUCCCUCACCAACUGUUCCCAACUCAGGCUCCUCAUUCUCAAUGAGAACAAAUUCAGCGGAUUUGUGCCAGUAGAGCUUGGUAAGUUAUCCCUCCUUGAAACCCUUUAUCUGCAUGAGAACCAGUUUCUUACAACACCCACAUUGCCCUUUCUGUCUGCUUUAGCCAAUUGCUCACAACUGCAGAACAUCGAUGUCUCCAACAAUGCUCUGGGUGGGGUUUUGCCUAUUUCCAUAGCCCAGUUGUCUGAAAAACUCACUUCACUAGAUUUAUCAAACGCCAGUCUAGGAGGAAGCAUACCCCCACAAAUUGGAAAUCUUACAAAUUUGAUAUAUCUUGCUCUGGCUGACAAUGUCUUGACGGGUAGCAUUCCAUCAGAAAUAAAGAUGCUCCAUAGGUUGGAAAGAUUGCGUCUUCGUAACAAUAAGUUGCAAGGGCCCAUUCCAAGUGAGAUUUCUCAGUUAAGAAAUCUUGGGGGUUUAUCAAUUCGCCAAAACAUGCUGUCUGGAUCAAUACCUUAUUCUCUUGGUGAACUGCCAUACUUAAGAAGGCUGCUUCUUUCUGAAAAUCAGUUAUCAGGAAAGAUUCCUUUUACUCUCGGUAAGUGUUGGCGCAUGGAACUGCUUGAUCUGUCAUGGAACAGACUCACUGGAAACAUACCUAGAGAGCUUGGACAUCUUUCAAAUCUUCAGUUCUAUCUCAACCUGUCACACAAUGCUCUUGAAGGCUCCCUGCCUCUCGAGCUUGGUAAAAUAGUCAUGGUGCAAACGAUAGAUGUCUCUUUCAAUCAGUUAACUGGUCUCAUCCCUGAUACACUUGGAAGUUGUACAGGACUGGCAAGACUGAAUCUUUCUCAUAAUAUAUUGCAAGGUUCGAUUCCACAGUCAUUGAGUAAAAUAAUCUAUUUGGAGGAGCUAGAUCUGUCUUCAAAUAACUUAUCAGGUGCAAUACCAAAAUCCUUGGGAAAACUUCUCAUGCUUCAUACUGUGAAUUUCUCAUUCAACAACCUGAGAGGAGAAGUUCCCUCAGAAUGGGCUUUUCCAAAUUUCACUUUCAAAUCAUUUAUGGGAAACCCUGAGCUCUGUGGAUCACAAUCAGACUUGCUUGCAUGCCCAUCUUCCACUUCUCAGAAAAAGCCGAGCCAUUUGCUUCUCAAGGUUAUGAUAGCAUUUGUCAGUACUGGUGUUGCAGCUUUCCUACUGUGCUGCUUUUUGAUGAGGUUUUUAAGGAAUCAAAAGUUGAAUAGCAGGUUAUCAAGUGUCCAAAGCACCUUUUGGUUUCAGAAAGGGCAACCAAUGAUUCCAUAUGAAGCUCUUGUGAAAGCAACUGAUGGAUUCAGUGAUGGAAACAAAAUAGGAGUGGGUAGUUUUGGAUCAGUCUAUAAAGGGAUUUUGGAUGAUGGCACACAAGUUGCUGUCAAAGUCCUCAAUUUGCAGAGUAAUGAAGCUUGCAAGAGUUUUAUCAGAGAAUGCAAAGUGUUUGGCAGAGUUCGGCACAGGAAUCUAGUUAAAAUCAUAAACUAUUGUUCAAUGCAUCACUUCAAAGCUUUGGUUCUCCAAUUAGUACCCAAUGGAAGCUUGGAAAACCAUCUGUAUCCUAAUGGAGAUGAGGUUGAAAGUGAGAAUUUGUGUAGAUUAAGAUUCAGCCAAAUACUGAACAUAUCCAUUGACAUAGCUCAUGGCAUGUCAUACCUGCAUCAUCAUUGUUUUGAACAAGUGGUUCAUUGCGAUUUAAAGCCCAGCAACGUGCUUUUGGACAGUGAUAUGACAGCACAUAUAUGUGAUUUUGGCAUUGCACGAUUAAUGAGUGCAGAUUCAACAAAUUCAUUCACUUCCACAUCCACUUUUACAGGAUCAAUUGGUUAUAUUGCCCCAGAAUAUGGAUAUGGAAACAGGACAUCAACAAAAGGUGAUGUAUAUAGCUUUGGCAUUGUCUUAUUGGAAAUGAUGACAAGGAAAAGGCCAACCAACAGCAUAUUUGUGAGAGGACUCAAUCUGCAUAAAUGGGUGAGCAUGGCUUGCUCUCAUAGAAUGAUGGAAGUGGUGGACUCCAGUCUGACGGAAGAUGCAAUUAGUGAUGAAGGAAAAGACUGUAUAUCUCAAGUAUUGCUACUAGGUUCGGUAUGCUCCAGAGAAUCACCAGAACAACGACCAACUAUGGCGGAGGUGGUAACAGUCCUAGAUGGAAUUAGAAAUAAAUUUGUAAGAACUGCUAGGACUUCCAGAUUAUCAUCAGAUUCGUUAUCUUCCCUGGACAGUAUAAGCCUUCUCAGAAAUGCUGCUGAAGCAUUUGAAAUCGAGGGGUCUGAAAUUGAAAGCAUUUGAAACUUAGAAGGUGUCAAGCCUAAAAUCAAGUAGGCAAUGACUUAAAAUGUUUAAACACGGUAGAUAUCAAAAUUUAGUAAAGCUAUAAAUGAAAUUUUUUCUGCUCUCCAGUAGAGUUCUUAUUUGGGUCUGAUUUCAUUUGAAAUCUGUAUUCAGUAUAGUUUGAUUGAGCAAGCAGCUGAUUGACAAUGAUUCUGGAAUCAACCCUGUAAGAUUUGUUUGAAUCUGUAAAUUCCCUAGACUUUUUAUGUUAUGUGAAGUCCAACGGACUCACUUCCUUUUUCCUCCAUUUGUUUGACUUUUCGACUUCUCUUGGAGAUGGAUAAAGUUAUGGAUAAUGUAGUCGUUUGUUAGUCAUUGUUGAA
Cryptomeria japonica (Japanese cedar) is the source of this 3786-nucleotide messenger RNA. RefSeq names its product putative leucine-rich repeat receptor-like serine/threonine-protein kinase At2g24130. The transcript has 2 exons. The record is from RefSeq and is a predicted model, not a curated record. Lineage: Eukaryota; Viridiplantae; Streptophyta; Pinopsida; Cupressales; Cupressaceae. Bases 566 to 3421 code for a protein of 951 amino acids. Gene Ontology annotation, biological process: protein phosphorylation. Gene Ontology annotation, molecular function: ATP binding; protein binding; protein kinase activity.